Messenger RNA from Frankliniella occidentalis (western flower thrips), 3825 nucleotides. RefSeq lists its product as uncharacterized. Bases 610 to 3345 code for a protein of 911 amino acids. NCBI's taxonomy places the organism in Eukaryota, Metazoa, Arthropoda, Insecta, Thysanoptera, Thripidae. The record is from RefSeq and is a predicted model, not a curated record. The transcript has 6 exons.
GUGGAAGGAUCUGCAGUUAAACUAUAGUUUUAACUACACUAGCAAAACUACAGUUUUAAAACUGUACUUUAAAGACGCGAGUAACCGUUCUCACACUAUAGUUCCCCACUGCACUCUUGCCUCGACUUUUACACGUCAACAACUUCAUAAUUCACACAUUUUUUCUGCAGUUUUAAAGUGAAGUAUGCAGUACACUGUUCUGAGCAGAAUACACUUCAAAUUUUCAUGCCCGCCCUCUACAGUGCCAAAGUUUACUUACUAAUACAGUUCGAAAAGGUGUUACAAAUUAUCGUUGAGUGCUAUUUUACUGCAUUUCUACAGUUAACUUUGCGUUGUAGACUGAGGUGCAGUAUUAAAACACAAGCAUUUGUACUUGCGACGUUUGUCGACAAGUUCUUACCACGAGCAGGCGGGAGGUCGGGCAUCGGGGUGCGCGGUGUGUGAAUAACGCUUCCCUGGGAGUUCCCUCGGACCCAUCGACUGUCGCGCUUCCAGCGGCAGCGCAGGGAAACACCGUGGUGCUCUCAGCUGCUUCUCAUACGCAACAAGCCGGUAAGACUCGGUCGUACUCGAGCCAGCCUCGUCAGUUUCAGUCGCUAUGUUUUUACCAUGGACAAUUUAGAAAAUUGUAGGCGAAGGCGCAAGCGAGGCCCAUACAUUCAGUAUCACUUCAGAGACUCGGCUGUCCCCGUUCCGAAAUCGACGCUGAACGAACUUGAUCAUCCAGAACGAAAAAGAGCUAAGCCAGCUAAUCCACCUAAACCAGCAGUGCCGCGGAAGAAGGUGCUCCAGGAUAGUCAGGGCAUCAAUAAACAAAAACAUGACUUUUUAACCUCAACCUUCAGUGACGUCGACCCCACCAACUACUUGGAAACGCCAAUUGGUGCAGCUUCAUCUGAUCCUGCUGUUAGCAUUGACAACGGCAAUGGCAAUGUGCCUGCUUGUGAUUUUACUGACUGUGAUGCGGAUGUUCCCUGUGUUGACGGUUUUCUUGAUGAGGAUGAUGAUGAUAAUGAUGAAUCAGAACAAUUUCAAUGCAUGGACGAAGAGGAGCUAUUCGACCAAAUAUUUGACGAGCCUCCUGAUGACCCUGAUGAUAACCAACUUGAUGACGAUAGUAGUCAAGAUGAAUCCGAGGAUGAUGAAUGCGCCACUGCACCAGACCUACCUUCCAGUGUUAGAGAUAGAGUCAAACUACUACUUUUAUUGGCUACUAAGAAGAGACACAAUCUAACUUAUACUGCUGCAGAAUCAGUAAUGAAGUUGAGCGGCCUUCUUAACAAAGACAGGGAUGGAUUCUCACCUUCCAAGUUUCUGAUGAAAGAAGCUAUUGAUGCAUAUUCCUCUGAUAUGACUGUACACUAUGUGUGUCCAAAUUGUGGUGAUUACAUUGGUCGUAUAGAAUAUAAUGUCAAUAUUUGUGGUAACUGCCAACUUCAACUUGAUUAUAAUGAAUGCAAGAAAGGAAAGAGUUACUUCCUCUAUUUAUCUGUAAAGCAACAGAUUAAGGCACUCCUUGAAAGUGGGCUGUCAGCCCAUUUAAUUUCUCCUCAACAUCGGUCAAAACUGUGUGCUUCAAAUUAUGAGGAUGUAUAUGAUGGAAAAUUGUAUAAAAGACACGUCCCCAAAGGAGCUCUGUCCUUUAAUAUCUUUGUUGAUGGAUUACAGGUUGCAUCUACUAGCAAGCACUCUGCAUGGCCGGUCCUCCUCACUUUGAAUGAGCUACCUCUACAUUUGAGAAGGAAGUUUGUUUUGAUGGCUUCAGUAUGGCUGGGCAAAAAAAAACCUGACAUCAACCAGUACAUGAAGCCCUUUGUCGAAGAAUGUCUUGAAAUGUACCACUUUGGCAUAGAUUAUAUGGAGAAUGGUGUCAUCAAAAAUGUAAAGAUUGUAUGUCUCAUGUGUAUAAGUGACUCAGUUGCCCGGCCUUUACUCCGAAAUUCAAAGCAAUUCAAUGGACGUUAUGGUUGUGGACUUUGUUGCCAUCGGGGUUUCCGUUUGAGGUAUGGCAGAGGUAAAAUAACAUCUUACUCCCUGUGUAAUGGUGAAUUCCCUAUGAGGACCCAUGAAGAAACCAUGGAGUUAGCAAGAGAAGGAGACAGAACUGGAACUUUUCACAUGGGUAUCAGAGGAACAUCAAUUUUAUCAAGCAUCCCUUCCUUUGAUAUAAUACAUUGUUUGGAUCUGGAUAUAUUCCAUUGCCUUGUAAAUGUUGCUAAGCGUUUUACCAACCUGUGGAUUGGUAAAAGAAGAAUCAAUGAGCCCUACAAUGUUCGUACUAGACUUGCUGUCAUUGACCGUCGCCUCUUGGCAAUCACUACAAUAGAUGACAUUUCUCGUGCUCCUCGAUCGUUGACUGAAAGAUCUGACUUCAGAGGCCAUGAGUGGUUUCACUGGAUAGUGUUUUACAGUUUACCUGUAAUGAUGAACAUUUUGCCUCCUAGAUAUUUAAACCAUUGGGCUCUCUUAGUUCAUGGGGUGGUUUUAUUAAUGCAAAAUUCAGUAGCAAAAUCUGAGGUGACCUAUGCCAGUCGCUAUUUGAAACUUUUUAAUGAACAAAUUGAUUUGUUGUAUGGUCGAGUUCAUGUCACAUUCAGUGUUCACCUGUUGACUCAUUUAGAAAAUAGCACAGUCAAUUUUGCUCAGCCAUGGACACAUUCUGCGUUCAUUUACGAAAGUUUCUUAGGUGAGAUUAAGGCUUCAGUUAAAAGUGGCACUGGUGUAGCUCAACAAAUAACCAAGCAUAUGCAGCUGAGAAUAGCUUUGCAAAAGAUGAGAGCUGACCUAGAAUUUGCUAUGAGUGAUGAGGAAAAGGAAUAUCUUACCAGUGUGAUGUCUAGUAGUAAAACUCUUGCAAAUCCCCAUCUUGUUAUUGGACCAGUAUCAUUAUUAGGAGAACCUCGAAGAAUGACUUUGUCUGAAGAAUAUAGGCAUGCCCUUGUAAGAUCAGAUGUUGCAUUUGAUCGGAGUAAAGAAUAUCCUUCCUAUGAUAGAUGUAUAGUUAACAAUGAACUGUUUCAGUCUAGUAAUUAUAACAGAGUGAAAAGGCAGGUAAAUUGUGUUGUGCUUCUUGAAUCAAACAAGGUAUUUAGAAUCCAAUCUUUCAUUGUCAUAUCAAAUGUUUGUUAUGCUAUUGGCCAUUACUUUAAGGACCGAAGACAUGUCAAAGUUUCUGACAGAGCUUUGCCACACUAUCGAGUGCUAGGGGAAAAUGAGAAUAUGUUACGAUGCAUCCCUACCACUCAGUUCAGCAUGAAACUGAUUUCAUUUACUGUGAAGUUAUCAGAUGAAGAAAAGCUUACCUUAGGAUGUGUUAAUGUUUUAAAGAUGGAAAUGUUAAAUUAAUUGAGACUUCUUCACUUUUAAUCUUUUUUGUAUAGAUACAAUUAUUUUAUUAUUCUUUGUAGUCUUUCCAGCAACUUAUCUUCUGAAUUGAAACAGAAUUGUAAAACUAAGAUUGCAAUGUAAUUUUAACAAAUUUCAAUGUUGAGAUUAAUAUUAUGGAUUUGAUUUUUUAAAAUGCAUCUGCUUUUUAAAACUGUCUAAUAUGGAGUAUUUCAGACUAUCAAAAAAUAACUCAUGUGCCACGCAUUUCAAUGUAUUAUAGUUAGAGGGACAAGCAGAAUGCAACACAUUUUAAAAGCACCAAUAAUUCUUAUAUUGUGUAUUCCUGAUUAGUAUUUAAAAGAAAUAUUUGUUUUCAAAUGUUGACUGAAUUCACGUUACUUGAAUCUACCUUCUUUAUAAUUGUGAUACAGGUUGCCAUUAAACCGAAAAAAAAAAAUCAUAUCAAUGUUAAAAUCAAAUCACCUCAAAUACUCUCCU